Musa acuminata AAA Group (dessert banana) is the source of this 1182-nucleotide messenger RNA. Its product is annotated as putative cyclin-D7-1. Lineage: Eukaryota; Viridiplantae; Streptophyta; Magnoliopsida; Zingiberales; Musaceae. The record is from RefSeq and is a predicted model, not a curated record. Gene Ontology annotation, molecular function: cyclin-dependent protein serine/threonine kinase regulator activity. Gene Ontology annotation, cellular component: cytoplasm; nucleus; cyclin-dependent protein kinase holoenzyme complex. The coding region runs from base 169 to 1053 and encodes 294 amino acids. Gene Ontology annotation, biological process: mitotic cell cycle phase transition; regulation of cyclin-dependent protein serine/threonine kinase activity. The transcript is spliced from 7 exons.
CCCACAUCUUAAAGCCCCACCAAACUGGCCACAUCCCACGCAUGCUCGGCCUUAAUCCUCAGACGGCAUCAAUCCAUCAUCGACAUCGACGUCCUUCGAUAGCUCCUCUCUCCUCUUUCUAUAAAAAGCUGCAACAGAUUGGCUGUUGGCGUCGUCGAGUUACUUCGCAUGUCAGAGAACCUCUUCUUUCCCUUGAUGGAGAGCAGCGGUCCGUGCCUCUUGUGCGACGAGGAGCCCUUCCUUGUUAGUCCCACACCAUCACCGAGACCUUCUUCUUCACCUCCACCCAACGCCGACGAAGACCGAGAUAACAGCCUGCGUGAUCUCCUGGAGCGGGAGCAUCAGUAUGCGCCCCGACGUGGCUACUUAGCUUACCUGCGGCAGUCUUCCAAUCUCUCCGCUGCAAGAACCAGAGCAGUACGAUACAUCGCACAGGUUUGCAGCCGGUUAAACCUGGCUACCGGCACCGCCUUCAGCGCUGUGAACUACCUCGAUCGAUUCAUCUCCAUGAACUGUGUCAUGAGGUGGGAAGAGUGGAUGGUGGACCUGUUAUCGGUCGCCUGCCUCUCCAUUGCUUCCAAGAUGGACGAGGUCUCCAUUCCUUCGUGGUAUGAUCUCCAGAUGGAGGACCUGAGCCAUUCGUUUGCGGCGAGCACGAUCCAAGAGAUGGAAUUGAUGGUCCUCGAGAGGCUGGACUGGCGGCUCGCAUGCAUCACGCCCUUGUCGUACGUGGAAGUCCUGACGUGGGGUUCGGAGCACACACGCACUCCGUGCAUUGCUCGCACGAUCGAGCUCCUCCUCUGCGCUUUAUCAGAGAGCGAAUUCCUCCGUUUUGAUCCGUCGAGCGUGGCAGUGUCGGCUCUCAAAACCAUCGCAGGAAGCGAAGCCGGCUUCUUCUUCUCCAUGCUCCCCUUCUUGAUUCCUCUGCAACACACGGGGGAGGUUAAUGGAUGCCAGAAGAUGAUGGAUGAGCUCUCCAUACGCACGCAUUCUGUGGUUUACUUGAGAACGGCUCAGUGCGUUCCUCAUGUAGCAGAAGCAGACCCAAAUUGAAAGAAGCAGAAGAGGGAAGAGAAGCAGAGAUCCAACACAAGAAUGCAUUUUUCCUGAUUCCAAGUAUCCAAAUGUACAGCAUGCCAUGAAUCAUCAGAUUGUUUAUUUGGAAACAAACACAUCAUUCAG